This is a messenger RNA of Bradysia coprophila, 758 nucleotides long. RefSeq lists its product as uncharacterized. NCBI's taxonomy places the organism in Eukaryota, Metazoa, Arthropoda, Insecta, Diptera, Sciaridae. Gene Ontology annotation, cellular component: nucleus. Gene Ontology annotation, biological process: mitotic G2 DNA damage checkpoint signaling. The record is from RefSeq and is a predicted model, not a curated record. Gene Ontology annotation, molecular function: chromatin binding.
AUCUACAUUUUUGUCGGUUGACAGAUUUGCUAUUUUGAUAUUUUGUUUUGAAAUUGAUGUUCUUCGAGUUUCGCUUCUCAAAUAAAAAAUGCCUCAAACUAUUCACGUUGUCCAGUGCUACAGUUGUCAAAUGUAUCAGGUUGACAUUGUGAAAAAGGCCCCAAAGUGGACAUGUAAACUGUGCGGCGAGAAACAGUCCCUGAAAAAGGUCUUUUGCCAAGGAAGUGGAAAAGAAUGUCGCCUUCAAGUGCAAAGAUUGAAUGAACUAAAGGCACUCACUGAACAGAACCAUUCCAGUGGAGAUGUCAGUCCUUUGGUUGAUCGUCGUUUGAGUGGUGAACUGGAUCCACCGGAAGAAAUCAAAACACAAACAAACUGGUCGGAAUUUGUUGACGAGCAGGAAGACGACGCUUAUGAUGAGAUCUUUAACAGUGCGACAAUAGAAUACACCGACCAAACAGAGGGUUACAGUCAAGAGAAUAGUAAACCACAGGUUCAGCAACACGAAUUUGUUGAGCUUAUUCGGCUCAGUGUAGGAGACGACAAUUUAUCGCCGUGUCAUGGUAUCGUUCCAACAAAGCGUAACGAAAAAUCUUCGAAGUGCUUCAGUGAAAAUGAUGAUGUGCCCGCAACAAAAGUACGAAAAAUCGAAACCAACAGUACAACACAACAAUCUGAAUGGGACCAGUAUCUGCCGGAUGAAUUAUCAGAUUAAGAUGAUGUUAUUUUCACAAAUUUUGAUACUUUUCAAUGUGCAU